GAUGGCGGCGCACACGUCAGGUACGGCACAUGUUUCCUCAGAGAGGACCGCGCAAUGACGGAUAUCACCUCUUCUUCCCUGGUGAGAGUUUGAGGACACUUUUUUCUCACCAUGAGUGACACCCCAGAGGUCAAGAGUCAUGGGAUGAAGUUUGCUGAGGAGCAGCUGCUAAAGCAUGGAUGGACUCAAGGCAAAGGCCUGGGCCGGAAGGAGAAUGGCAUCACCCAGGCCCUCAGGGUGACGCUGAAGCAGGACACUCAUGGGGUGGGACACGAUCCUGCCAAGGAGUUCACAAACCACUGGUGGAAUGAGCUCUUCAACAAGACUGCAGCCAACUUGGUAGUGGAAACUGGACAGGAUGGAGUACAGAUAAGGCGCCUUUCUACGGAGACCACCCGUCAUAAUCCUCCCAAGCCCAACUUGCUGUAUCAGAAGUUUGUGAAGACGGCCACCCUGACUUCAGAUGGAGAGAAGCCAGACAAAGACAUGGAGAGCUGCACUGAUGUCAACAACCAGAGGCCCAAGCCCCCAAAGAUUCUGACGGAUGAGAUGCUGCUCCAAGUCUGUGAGGGGCGAACAGCACACAAGGCUGCCCGUCUUGGGAUUACAAUGAAGGCCAAGCUGGCUCGGCUGGAGGCCCAGGAGCAGGCCUUCCUGGCUCAUCUCAAAGGCCAGGACUCUCAGGCUUCUCAACCACAGUCAGAAAGCAAGCCCUGCAAAAAGAAGAAAAAGAAAAGGAAACACAAAGAGGAGGAAGAGACUACAGCAUCUGAAAGGAAUGCAGAUGAGAAGCACCCAGAACACACUGAACAGAACAUCAGGAAAAGCAAGAAGAAGAAAAGGCAACCUAAAGAAGGAAAGGUCUCAGAUGAGAGAGAGGGAACAACUGUAGAGAAUGAGGAGGAAGAGGCUACAGGAACAAGUGGGCUUAGGAAAUUGAAGAGCAGAGAGCAAACCAAUCAGUCCCCCAGGAAAAGGAAGAGAAAGAAGAGGCAACACCAUGAAGAGGAGGAGAAGAUGGGGGUCUUGGAUGGAGGAGGAAGAGGUAAGGAGGCUACAGGUGCUAUCAGGACAGAGGAGGUAGACAGCACAGAGUACACUGACCCGUGCAGCACAAGCAAGAAGAAGCAGCACCGUGAGAAGGAUUUGAACUUAGAGGAUGAAGAAGUCGAGGAAACUGUUUUAGACAGUGGGACCAGGGACACAGAGAACAGAGCAUGCAGUGAUGGAGGAAGGAGAAGCGAGAAGAAAACACAGCAACAUCGAGAGGAAGAGGAGGAAGUUGUCAAUGUAAGGGAUGAGAGAGAUGAGGAGGAUGGCAGGACUAGGGAAGUAAAGAGCAGAGCACACCCUGGCUCAAGCAGCAGAGGUAAGAAGAGGAGGAAGCGGCAUCAGAGGAAGAAAGCUGGAGUCGGCACUGACCAGAGAACCAAAGAGAAGAAACAGAGGAAGAGAGACUGAAAGUCUGGUCAAGGUGGGGCUCACUUGAUUUGCCUUCAGGAGUCGAAGCCUCAGAGACUUGGGUUGAUGCACGGUCUUCUGUGCUCCCCUAAAUAUGGAGUCUCUCCUAAGGAGGAACCUGAGCUCUGGAACAUCAGUCUGCUGAGAGGAGAGAGUGUUGGCACCAUGCCUUAGUUGAUGCAGAAGGCAUAGUCCCUUCUGCAGCUUCUAACCCAGAGAUCAUGAACUCAGGUGCCUAUAAGAGCCAGAUGGCUAAGGGACAACGAAUGCUGGGGGCUGGGGGAACAGGAACACAGAUACCCUUUGAAGGGACAUCUCUGUUAAAAGAAGCUGAAAAUGUACAUUUAUGUGAAAUCUGAUUUUUAAAUAUUGUGAAGGCUAAGAAAAACAACAAAUUUAAGCCUAUUGGCUGGAGUCAGUCCACAGGUUGCCAGUUUCUAGCAUGACCAAAUGAAUGAAUAAACAUCAAGUUGGGCA
Messenger RNA from Lemur catta (Ring-tailed lemur), 1938 nucleotides. It is a transcript of the gene GPATCH4, whose product is annotated as G-patch domain containing 4. Gene Ontology annotation, biological process: regulation of ribosome biogenesis. Gene Ontology annotation, molecular function: nucleic acid binding. The record is from RefSeq and is a predicted model, not a curated record. Gene Ontology annotation, cellular component: nucleolus. Lineage: Eukaryota; Metazoa; Chordata; Mammalia; Primates; Lemuridae.